AUGAAUAAUUCAAUUUCAUAUUUAAAAUUACAUUUUUUAGAAUUAAAAUAUAAUUUAAUUAUUUUUAGUUUUUCUUUUUUAUUUAUUUUUUUAAAUUGUUCUUUUUUUACAGAUCAAUUAAUAUAUAUAUUUAUAAAACCUUUAUUAAAUAUUACUCAUUUAAAAUAUUUUAUUUAUACUGAAAUAACAGAUAUUUUUAUUUUAAAUUUUUAUUUAUCUUUUUUUUUUACAAUACUUAUUAGUAUUCCAUUUAUUUUAAUACAAUUAUGGUUUUUUUUAUUACAAGGAUUAAAUAAAAAAGAAAAUAUUAAAUUAUUAAAUUUUUUUUUUUUAUUUUAUAUAUUAAAUUUUAAUUUCAUAUAUAUAUGUUUUAUAACAAUUAUACCAAAUCUUUGGUUAUACUUUUAUAAUAUAAAUUAUUUAAAUAAUUAUAUAUUUAAUAUUUAUUUAGAACCUAAAUUAUAUGAUUAUUUUUUAUUUAUUUUUACAUUCUUUAUAUAUAUAUAUAUAAUAUUUAUAUGUUUAUUUAUAUUUUAUUUUUUAAUAAUUUAUAAUGUUAUUAAUAUUGAAAUUUUAAUAAAAAAUAGAAAUAUAUUUUAUUUCUUAUUAUUAUUAAUUACUUUUUUAAUAAUACCUUUAGAUUUAAUUAAUCAAGUGUUAUAUUUUUUAUCAAUUUUAAUUAUAAUAGAAAUUUAUAUUUAUAUUUCAUAUAUAUUAAAAAUAUAUAAAAAAUAA
Saprolegnia parasitica CBS 223.65 is the source of this 735-nucleotide messenger RNA. The record is from the annotation of a RefSeq genome assembly. NCBI's taxonomy places the organism in Eukaryota, Oomycota, Saprolegniomycetes, Saprolegniales, Saprolegniaceae.